UGAUGGCGGCCUAUUUGAUGGCUGCACGGGCAAAAGUCAAUUACGGCUUCCUUUUCGUGUCUUUCUAUCCUGACGUUAUCUUUGCUGUGUUUUAAUCUACUCGAAUUCAGUAUUUGGAACAAUUGGAGUUUUUAGCAAAAAGGUCAACCGAGACCUCGGCGGCUAUAGAAAUUUCACAUUUCUUUUGUACCGACCGUCCUGACAGACAAACGUUGACAACGUAAACGUAGACACGAACGAGUGGGCUUUGAAAAACUCUUCAAAUGUUUGUUUUUGCGAUAUUGGCUUUGAACGCACGAAUAAUUUAUAACCGAGAUAUUGGCUUCAGAGCCUUCGUUAUGCCUUAGACGCCGUGACACCCUCGCUAGAAUACUUAAAUAUUCAAACAACUGAUUAGACGGCACACUUUCGCAAAAAAGUCGUGAAAGGUGCUAUCCUUAAGUGGGACACAACACGUUUGGUGUUAUGUUUCUUUGGAUGGUGUAAAGUUCUAUUUUUCUUGUAAAAUUAGUUGAUAUUAGCUAUCAGUUAAUGUUUCUUCAAGGGCACGCACAAACUGGGUCAAGUUUAAAACAUGGAUAAUUAAACGAAAGGCGUGCAGUGUCUAAUUAUUUCCCUUUUUGAGCACAAUAUCAGUCGCAAGCACGUCUUGGAAAACCUUUUGACGGUCAGAUUUCACACAUUCCAAUGUGAACUUUUCAGGCGCCUCAAACUGACCUGAUAACAGUACCGAACCUCCUUAGGAACAGAGUGUGUGACAUUCCUUUCUUUUUUAAAAACGAGCUCUUUAAUUAAGUUUACAGAAGCACAAUAAAAUAUUAAUUAUUGACACCGAUUGAGAUUGUCGUAUGGAAACGCUGAAUUCCGCAAUGCUUGCAGUGCAUGAAGCUCGCACAUAGUGCCUAUACACCGGGCAGAUCUAUUUGAAACGUUUGUGGACCCCCUUUGAGAGACGUACGCCAGUCGCAUAUGACGCGUUUCAAUUUAUUUUCUAUCAGUGCUGGUGACUCAAUGCACUUAGUCAAUAUUUACCUUAGUGUUUAUUAUUCACUUUCUGUGCUUUCUUCGUGCUCACUGAAUCGUUAAGACAAUACUUGAAAUUGUAGCUUUCUUGACUCACUUUGACGUAAUGAUUUGAUAGUUUUACAACGCUAAAAGGGUCGCUACGUGUUUACAAUCAAGACCGCGGUGUCCACUGGCAUAGAGUAGGUCCAUGGAGAGAUUACAGAAGAAUAAAGCCAGCAUCUUGGCGCACUCCUCUGUAGCAGACCUGGAAAAAAUCUCGACCCGAUUGGCGAUGUGCUGUCGAUGCCUGUCCCCUCAAGCUAUAAUGAUAUCACAGAAGAGCGCUGGCUCAGGGACUUUGUUGGCUGGGUCUGGUAUGAAAAGGUCUUUUAUGUGCCUCCUUCCUGGAACGCAACUCCCAAAAGAGUUGUACUACGUUUCGACAGUGUUUCCUAUCGAUGCAAAGUGUGGUUAAACAAUAAAGAGAUAUUAGAGCACGAAGGAGGAGAUCUACCGUUUGAAGUUGAUAUCACACGUGAACUAAAUGACCAUGAAAGAGACUCGCACAGGUUGACAGUGGCGGUCAAUAAUACUCUCACAAUUAGAUCACCAGGAAAAGUGGGGAGCCACUACAGCUCAGACUACUGCGAUUCAUUUAGUGAUGACGUCACAGAAGUGGACUUUGCAGGAAUCCACGGCUCAGUAAAACUCUACACCACCCCCGAGGUGCAUUUAUCUGACAUAACCGUUUUCACCGAACAUUCCUACACCAAAGCCACAGUGAAAUUCAUGACGGAAGUCGGUGUUACCAGUGAAGUCAAAUCAGAUGACAUCAUUAUGAGCUACGAGUUGCUCGACAGGAAGGGGAGAGUGGUUGGUUCUGUGGGUGGUAAAAAGAUGUUCUUCGGGGAGAUAACGGUGUUUUUCCCCACCCUUUGGUGGCCAAUUGGUAUGAGUGACACCCCAGGCUACCUGUAUACACUAAGAGUUAUCACGUCACAUAAAAGCUUUCACGAUGUAUACACCCUACCAGUAGGCUUCAGAACCGUCCGAGUGGAGGGCUCCAGAUUCCUCAUCAAUAAUGUCCCUUUUUACUUCAAGGGCUUCGGUAAACGGCAGGAUAGUGACAUUCGAGGUCGAGGUUUCGAUUACGCUACGUUGAUCAGAGAUUUCAAUCUGAUCCAGUGGUUUGGCGCCAAUUCAAUACGCACAAGUAAACACCCACCACCUGAGGAGCUUCUGGACCUCACAGACAAGCAUGGGAUCGUGGUUAUCGAUGAGAGCCCGGAACUGGGACCAGAAGAAGUUUUUCAGUAUGUGACAUAAAUGCAUGUAUUACUUUUUUACGAGGCUCUAAAACGAAUUUUAGUUUAAGGAAGCCUUUAUGAGUUAACUUACAUCUAGCUUCUAUCCAAACAUCAUGCUUGUGUCAAUCGUCAUAUAAUUUAUUUCCUUCCAAGUCGCUAUAUAUACUCGGUUGCACUAUUGAAUCCUAGCUAUUAGGAGCUUAAGCACAGACGCCUUGAAAAUCACUAACAGCAACUGGCAGUUUGUUUCCU
This is a messenger RNA of Orbicella faveolata, 2564 nucleotides long. Its product is annotated as beta-glucuronidase-like. Lineage: Eukaryota; Metazoa; Cnidaria; Anthozoa; Scleractinia; Merulinidae. The record is from RefSeq and is a predicted model, not a curated record. Gene Ontology annotation, biological process: carbohydrate metabolic process. Gene Ontology annotation, molecular function: carbohydrate binding; beta-glucuronidase activity.